Trichoderma asperellum CBS 433.97 is the source of this 2589-nucleotide messenger RNA. RefSeq lists its product as uncharacterized. Lineage: Eukaryota; Fungi; Ascomycota; Sordariomycetes; Hypocreales; Hypocreaceae. Gene Ontology annotation, molecular function: damaged DNA binding; FAD binding; deoxyribodipyrimidine photo-lyase activity. Gene Ontology annotation, biological process: photoreactive repair. The record is from RefSeq and is a predicted model, not a curated record.
AUGUCUAGUGGAGCUACCCUAAUUUAUCUUAUGAAGCGGGACCUUAGAGCCACCGACAACCCCAUCUUGUACGGAUUAUCCACCACCGAGCAUGGUUUCACCCACCUGCUGUCCGCUUAUAUCUUUCCAUCCGAUCAUAUCGAAGUUUCUGGUCUUGUCAAAGAUGGGAACAUAAGCCCAUACCUACCCACUAGAUAUGGUCUCUCUCGGCGUUGGAGGUGCAGCCAUCUCUGCGCAAAGUUCAUCGCAGGGUCUCUGUGGGACCUAAAGAGAAAUCUAGAGAAUCUAGGCAGCGGAUUUAUCAUCCUUGUUGGCACUUUUGACGCUGUCCUGAACGGCAUGAUCGGGCACUCCGUCGCCAACCAAGAUGGCCCCCAGAUUACGGCUGUGUGGAUGAUCGUGGACUAUUCACCUGGUCAACAAAGGGAAGAAGAGACUAUUUCUGCCAUAUGUGGCGCACACGGCAUUAAAUUCGAUUGGCACUAUGAUGUGAAGUAUUGCAUGCAUGAUCUCCACUUUUUCGAGGUCGAGUCUGGAAUCGACUGCUUGCCUGUAAGUGGUAAUCAUCACGAGCUUCAACCCUAUCUGGCUCUCGGGUGUAUCACGACUUGGCAAGUCCAUCAAGGGCUUCUGGAGCUCGAAUGCGGCGCAGACCCUAACUUGGCUCAAACUCGAGCCUUCAGGAGAAGCUGCGGCGCCAGGACAGAAAGCAUUCGAUACCAUAUGCUAGUGGCGAACUUUAUUCGCCUCAGUUUAACGAAACAUGGUAGCGAGUUGUACAAGAUUGAGGGCGCUGGGAUGGGCAAAACCUCACUCAAGACGUGGAAAUCAUCCGCCAUACAAGAGCUCGACAGGCCGGGUCAAGUAGUCGGCUCUGUAGUCAGCAUGAUCCAGCUGCUGAUGGGCCUCACCGGCUUUAGCCUUGUCGAUGCCAGUCAACUGUGUACUCGUGGAGAGGGGGUAGCGAGAGGUUUCUUCGCAUGGUACGGCGCAGAGUACGUGUCAUUACUGUCCACUGAUCAUGAUCCUUUGUUGCACUUCUACAGGCAAAAGCGUGCGGGAGUUGGCCCCAGCUAUGAGGCCCAGGGCUACAAAAUCUCUCCUGCCAAAGUUUCCCGGAAGGUCAGCCUCGACGGGAUCUUUUUUCGGAGGCGGAUACCCGAGCUGCGAAACCUCCCCAGAAAGAAAAACGUUUUUCAAGUGAACGCCACUGCAUCCUCGCAGUUACAGCAGUGUAGUCUGGCAUCCAGCAUCAUGGUGACUCAUGACGUGCCAUGCACUAUGGCUGUUGACCCUACAACGGAGACCACCAAUGCUAAUAGAGCUCAGGUGGAGGAUACCGUGGCUUUAGCUCGAAGGGAAGGCGGAUCUAUUCAUAUUGCGGACAUUCCCAAAGAAAGGGGAGCGGAGCUUGAAGCUUUCGGAUCUGGAUUUGGAAUUGAAGUUCCAAGAUUUCUUGAGGCGCCACUUGGGCUUCCAGAACCAACUGAACUGCCUCAGGGACCACCUCCUAGACCUCGGGGCGCAUUUUUUCCCUUUCGUUCUGGCCGUGCUGAGGUUAAAGCGCAGGUGGCUUCGACGGCAUGGACACCUACGCCACCAGCAGAAGCAACUGUGCUUUGGAACGGCAUGAUUCUUCAGCAGAGAAAUACUUCAGGUCACCACCCAGGAGUAGCGUUGCCAUCGCCAUCUCAUCAACAGACUAGUGACCCUCUCAUUCGCCAAUAUAUUAAACGUCUUUACCUACAACGUCCUCCAGCACAGCUUCCACAGCCACUCCCAGCUCAGCCUUCCAUUUGUCAGAUGGAUAUUCCGGCCUCCCAGCUGAGCAACAAGAGCUAUCAUGUGGCAGCAUCUCUCCGUCCACAAUCUCUGCCUCCUCCUCUGCCAGCCCCUGUGGAUGCAUAUAUUCCGCCACUUCAACAGCGGAACCUGAGUGGGAAUCAGAAUCCAACCCGUAUAUUACCUUAUCGACCAGCAGCGCCAUCGCCUCCUUCUCCUUCUCCUCCACCACCACCACCGCCGCCAACUCUAUCCUCUGCAAUUCCCCACCGGUUCCAUGCGCCUCAGGUUUCACUUCCACGAGAUGAGCCUCCGAGAGUUUCUUUGGAGGGAAAUUUGCCUCCUGUAAUUAUGAUCCCUCUUCGUCGAGGCCCUCGGAGACUUCGCCCAAGAAUUGCUGUGAUACCUCACCCAGCACUCGCGGGGUUUCUACCCGUUGUUGCUGAACUAGAAAUUAUACGCUAUUAUAUAACACAGUUGAGACAAACAAGGUUUCGGGAGAGUUCAUCCCAUACGUUGAUUGAUCUUCCUUUUCUCGACAGCAGUCGGAUGCAUAUUGUGCCCUGUCCUCGUGGAGUUGUGCCUCUCCGAGGCGACCCUGACUUUGACAUCUUCCGCGAACCACCUCCUUCCGCUGCUCCGGAAGAUGUUGACUUGGACGCCUUUGAUGAGCUUAUUGACGAAGUGGAAGAUGAUGAGGCUGCUUUUCAGGGUACCUGUAUUCGGCAUGGACGCAGAGACCCGAGACUUUUGCGCCCCUAUCGUGGGCCACGUCACCCUUUCCGAUUUAACUCUCGGUAUCGUUGA